AUGGAGCGGAUGUGGCUUGCCACUCUGCUACUCUCUUUAGCGGCGUUUCAAACCUAUUUAUUCUCAGCAGUUAUUCGUUGCAGCAUGUAUAUAUCGAAAAUCGAAGAGAUUCGUCGAAAAAGGGAGAAUGCAUUCGAACGAUGUAGUGAAAGAGUUCGACUUGCUAAAGCAAAUGGAUUGUGGAGGACGACCAGUUGGGGUGGUGGUUUCCAGCAGUACAGAGGCCAAUAUGAUGAAGAAAAGCCAAGGAAGGUGCCAAAACAAAAGGGCCACGUGCAAUGGUCGGCUUCUUUACGAAAAUCGCUGGCAGCAGAUGAUGACGCUACAACCAUGAAACUACUGGAUUAUGGAAAGGAACCAAGAAGUGAUAUGCGUGAGCCGCUUCUGAAGCUGGAAUCCGUGGAGGAAUCUGGG
Molecule: messenger RNA, 414 nt
Organism: Strongylus vulgaris
Lineage: Eukaryota; Metazoa; Nematoda; Chromadorea; Rhabditida; Strongylidae
Source: the annotation of a GenBank genome assembly